This is a messenger RNA of Cebus imitator (Panamanian white-faced capuchin), 3642 nucleotides long. RefSeq names its product solute carrier family 27 member 3 (gene SLC27A3). The record is from RefSeq and is a predicted model, not a curated record. NCBI's taxonomy places the organism in Eukaryota, Metazoa, Chordata, Mammalia, Primates, Cebidae. The coding region runs from base 1388 to 3487 and encodes 699 amino acids. The transcript is spliced from 10 exons. Gene Ontology annotation, cellular component: mitochondrion; endoplasmic reticulum. Gene Ontology annotation, molecular function: long-chain fatty acid-CoA ligase activity; long-chain fatty acid transmembrane transporter activity.
CUUUUGUGCUAGAGUGUUUGCUGGCUUUUGCUCCAUGCAUGUAUAGCUGCUCUUGAUUUGAUUGGCACCCCAGUUGUAACCUCAGAACAUCCCCCUUUCCCUUCCUGCUCUGCCCCCACUUCUUUCUAGAGCAGAAGGGACUUGGCUUUGACCCCUACCCAUCCUUCUUGCUGCCACUGGAGGUGGGAGCCAGGCACUGACCUGUCUGGGCAGAACCAUCCCUUGUAGGAUGAGGCCUGUCCUUACUCAUUUCUCAAGAAACUAGAAGCUUCCAAAAGCCUCAUCAUCCUCCGGUUGAUGAAGUCUGUGUGCUUACCAGCCACCACCGGAGGACCCGCUGCUUGACAGGGGAGGGACGUUCCAGCUUGGUCUCCAGGAGCAACUGUACCUGGAGAUCAAGUUCAGAUACCAGGGAGGGAUGGAGAUGCUCUUCCACAGUCUGGCCACUCGCUGGGCCAUGUGAACCAGCAGAGGAGGCUUCCUUGGCUAUGCUAUUGUUCCCUGCUGUCCAGGGAGAAUGGAGGCGGACUGAGAGGAGUGAAGUUUGGGCAAACUGCACAGCCGCUUUUCAGCCUGAAAAUUUGUUCUUUUUACAGAAUCCAGGUUCUCCCCUCCCUCAUCACUGCUGCUCCUUACUUUUCUUUGAAAGUCUAAACCACCAGAGGCCUCUUUUUCCUUCCUCUCUCCUUCCCCAGUUUCCUCUGCCCCAAUUAAAAGCAGGAUGGAGAACAUUUGCUGGCUUGUCCCAAUUAUUGUACCCUUGCCCAAAGGGAGGGGCCUCUGUCGUGGCCCCUCAGAAAACUGGCAGUCUAGGUUUCUACCUUUCCCCUACGUUAACUCUCAGCCCCCCACCCAUCGCCUGGGGUUGCAGCUGUCGGCUGGCAGGAGGGGAUGGGUCUGCCUAUCGUGCUGGGACUUGCAGAACCAAAUGGGCCAGGGGCCAAGUUCUUCAUUCUUUUUGGGGAGACCAAUGGUACCUUCCCUUAACGGGAAAAUGAGAAAUAUUGAGGGGAAGAUGGACUGCGAUCUAAACGCCCUAGCUCUCAGGCCUGGACUCCAGAGUUUAGCCAGAUGCCUAAACCACCCAAGCCGAGAAAGAACUUAAGACAGAUUGAGGGAAGGCGCGAGCACCGCCCAGGACUUGGUAGGGUGCGAGCCGAGAGCAGUCCAGGAGGGAGCGCGCCUAGGGCGGAGCGUAGGCUGUGGGGAGGGCCGGGAGUCCGGGGCCGCCCCACACCCGCACUCCUCCCGUGCCUCUGCUCUCCGCCCGUGGGGAGUGGUGGGGGCCUGGGUGGGAAGGGGCGUGUGCCAGCGCACGCGCGCUCCCGGGAAGAAGAGGUCUCAGCCUGAACGAGCGGCUCUAGGUUUUCGGGAGGGAGGACCAGGCAUGUUUGUGAGCGGCUGGAACCAGACGGUGCCGACGGAGGAAGCGGGCUCCAUGGCUGCCCUCCUGCUGCUGCCCCUGCUGCUGCUGCUACCGCUACUGCUGCUGAAGCUACACCUCUGGCCGCAGUUGCGCUGGCUCCCGGCGGACUUGGCCUUCGCGGUGCGCGCCCUGCGCUGCAAAAGGGCUCUUCGAGCUCGCGCCUUAGCCGCGGCUGCCGCCGACCCGGAAGGUCCCGAAGGGGGCUGCAGCCUGGCCUGGCGCCUCGCGGAACUGGCCCGGCAGCGCCCCACGCACACCUUUCUCAUUCACGGCUCGAGGCGCUUUAGCUACUCGGAGGCGGAGCGCAAGAGUAACAGAGCUGCGCGCGCCUUCCUGCGUGCGCGAGGAUGGGACUGGGGACCCGGCGGCGACAGCGGCGCGGGGAGCUCUGGAGAAGGCGAGCGGGCAGCGCCGGGAGCCGGAGAUGCAGCGUCCGGAAGCGGCGCGGCGCUUGCUGGAGGGGACGGUGCGGCCAGAGGUGGAGGAGCCGCCGCCCCUCUGGCACCUGGAGCUACCGUGGCGCUGCUCCUACCCGCUGGCCCAGAGUUUCUGUGGCUCUGGUUCGGGCUGGCCAAGGCCGGCCUGCGCACGGCCUUUGUGCCCACCGCCCUGCGCCGGGGCCCCCUGCUGCACUGCCUCCGCAGCUGCGGCGCGCGCGCGCUGGUGCUGGCGCCAGAGUUUCUGGAGUCCCUGGAGCCGGACCUGCCCGCCCUGAGAACGAUGGGGCUCCACCUGUGGGCUGCAGGCCCUGGAACCCACCCUGCUGGAAUGAGCGAUUUGCUGGCUGACAUGUCCACUGAAGGGGAUGGGCCAGUGCCAGGAUACCUCUCUUCCCCACAGAGCAUAACAGACACGUGCCUGUACAUCUUCACUUCUGGCACCACGGGACUCCCCAAGGCUGCUCGGAUCAGUCAUCUGAAGAUCCUGCAAUGCCAGGGCUUCUACCAGUUGUGUGGCGUCCACCAGGAAGAUGUGAUCUACCUCGCCCUCCCGCUCUACCACAUGUCUGGCUCCCUGCUGGGCAUUGUGGGCUGCUUGGGCAUUGGGGCCACAGUGGUGCUGAAGUCCAAGUUCUCGGCUGGUCAGUUCUGGGAAGAUUGCCAGCAGCACAGAGUGACAGUGUUCCAGUACAUCGGGGAGUUGUGCCGGUACCUUGUCAAUCAGCCCCCGAACAAGGCAGAGCACGGCCAUAAGGUCCGGCUGGCAGUGGGCAGCGGGCUGCGCCCAGACACGUGGGAGCGUUUUGUGCGGCGCUUCGGGCCCCUGCAGGUGCUGGAGACAUAUGGACUGACAGAGGGCAACGUGGCUACCAUCAACUACACAGGACAGCGGGGUGCUGUGGGGCGUGCCUCCUGGCUGUACAAGCACAUCUUCCCCUUCUCCUUGAUUCGCUAUGACGUCACCACAGGAGAGCCGAUUCGGGAUGCCCGGGGGCACUGUGUGGCCACAUCUCCAGGUGAGCCAGGGCUGCUGGUGGCCCCGGUGAGCCAGCAGUCCCCAUUCCUGGGCUAUGCUGGCGGGCCAGAGCUGGCCCAGGGGAAGUUGCUAAAGGACGUCUUCCGGCCUGGGGAUGUUUUCUUCAACACUGGGGACCUGCUGGUCUGCGAUGACCAAGGCUUUCUCCGCUUCCAUGAUCGUACUGGAGACACCUUCAGGUGGAAGGGGGAGAAUGUGGCCACAACCGAGGUAGCAGAGGUCUUAGAGGCCUUGGAUUUUCUUCAGGAGGUGAACGUCUAUGGAGUCACUGUGCCAGGGCAUGAAGGCAGGGCUGGAAUGGCAGCCCUGGUUCUGCGUCCCCCUCACUCUUUGGACCUUAUGCAGCUCCACACUCAUGUGUCUGAGAACCUGCCACCUUAUGCCCGGCCCCGAUUCCUCAGGCUCCAGGAGUCUUUGGCCACCACAGAGACCUUCAAACAGCAGAAAGUUCGGAUGACAAAUGAGGGCUUUGACCCCAGCACCCUGUCCGACCCACUGUAUGUCCUGGACCAGGCUGUAGGUGCCUACCUGCCCCUCACACCUGUGCGGUACAGCGCGCUCCUGGCAGGGGACCUUCGAAUCUGAGACCUUCCACACCUGAGGCACCUGAGGGAGGGACUCUGUAGGGUGGGGGCCGUUCGUUGCAGGUGCGCUGGGCUGUCAGGGACCUUUUCUAUACUUCGGUCACUAUUUUGUAAUAAAUGUGGCUGGAGCAGAUCCAGCUGUCUUUCUGACCUACA